GCAGGGGGAGGAUUCCGAAUAAAUUAUUCACCCAGUUCCAGAAGUCAAAUCAUUUCAAUUUUCAAUUAAUAUAACAUAGCUUAAUGAAGAAACCCUACGCUUUAUAUUAUGUUAAAUAAAUACAAUUCUGUUUAACCAGUGUGUAAUUUGUUGAAUAUUGUGCAUACAUUUGUUGUUAAAAAAGCUGCUAGAAAUCUUGUUUCAUUGUCCGUUGUGUGCGCAUAUGUUGUGUAUAUGUAAUGUACGCGAAUUGCGAUGCUUAAAACUAUGAUGUGUUUUUACGAAAAUUCAAACAUAGGCAUUACCUCACAUUAAUAGAAAUAACAAAUUAAAAUAACUACCACCAAAUUUUGUUGUGGAUAUUGCAUAAUUAACUAUUGGAUAUUUUUAAUGCGGAAGAUAUAUACGUGCUCUAUCAUUAUACAUAACUCAUGUUCCCUUAAAAUAAAAAUCGUUAUGAAGUUCAUAAUUGAGAUUAUUCGAUUAUUUGUAAGAAAGCCGUCUUCAGGCGAAACUUUGAGAGCUUGGAUCUUAUCAGCUCUAAUGGUGCAUGGAGCAGUGGCUGGAAACCCAGAUGCCAAACGAUUAUAUGAUGACCUUUUAAGCAACUAUAACAAAUUGGUUCGUCCAGUGGUUAAUACUACGGAUGUUCUUAAAGUUUGCAUAAAAUUAAAACUAUCGCAGCUUAUAGAUGUGAACCUGAAAAAUCAAAUAAUGACGACCAAUCUUUGGGUGGAACAGUCUUGGUAUGAUUACAAGCUUCGAUGGGAACCAAAAGAAUAUGGGGGUGUUCAUAUGCUACAUGUUCCUUCCGAUCAUAUAUGGAGACCGGAUAUUGUUCUUUAUAAUAAUGCUGAUGGUCACUAUGAAGUGACACUUAUGACAAAAGCAAUAGUCUAUAGUAAUGGACUGGUGAUUUGGCAACCACCUGCCGUGUAUAAAUCCUCUUGUUCCAUCGACGUUGAAUAUUUUCCGUAUGACGUACAGACCUGCAUCUUAAAAUUAGGAAGUUGGACAUAUGAUGGUUUUAAGGUCGAUCUGCGUCACAUGGAUGAACAAGUUGGUAGCAACGUUGUUGAUGUUGGUGUCGACUUGUCCGAGUUUUAUAUGUCAGUUGAAUGGGAUAUUCUUGAAGUGCCAGCUGUAAGAAAUGAAAAGUUUUACACGUGUUGCGAUGAGCCCUACUUGGACAUAACAUUCAAUAUAACAAUGAGACGAAAAACCCUGUUUUAUACGGUUAAUAUAAUUAUACCGUGUAUGGGAAUUUCUUUUUUAACCGUUCUAACUUUUUAUUUACCAUCGGAUAGUGGAGAAAAGGUUACACUCUCUAUUUCAAUUCUCAUUAGUCUUCAUGUGUUUUUUCUUUUGGUGGUUGAAAUUAUACCUCCUACAUCACUGGUUGUGCCAUUAUUGGGAAAAUAUCUUAUAUUUGCAAUGAUUCUCGUGUCUAUAAGUAUCUGCGUAACGGUUGUCGUUCUGAACGUUCAUUUCCGUUCACCUCAAACUCAUAGAAUGGCUCCCUGGGUAAAACGCGUGUUCAUAGACUUUUUGCCGUCAUUUUUGUUCAUCAAGAGGCCCACUUACAACUUUGAAACAAGUAAAUUGCUAUUAAAGGAUACACAUGCCUGUUUUUAUCCAUAUUACUCAUCGACCAAUAUUGACCGGAUUGUGUCUUCAGGAUAUAGAUACAGUCAGUCCAAAGAUGAGCUAACCCAGAGCUUAACUACCAGUGGUCCAUUUGGAGGAAGCUGUCAAGUUCAUGGACCAUUGCCUGCGCUGACGAACUGCUCUGAGGAAAUAGCAGCAGUUCCCGACCUGAAUAUCGGAUCUUCAGAAAUCAAAAGUCCCCUUUUAAAUAAUCCAGCAUUUUCUCAUUCUAAAUGCCCUCCUAAGAUCCAUAAGAGCUGUUUUUGUGUUCGUUUUAUUGCUGAGCACACAAAAAUGCAAGAGGAUUCCACAAAAGUUAAAGAAGAUUGGAAAUAUGUUGCAAUGGUGUUGGAUAGACUCUUUCUAUGGAUAUUCACAUUGGCCGUUCUUGUCGGUACUGCAGCUAUAAUUUUACAAGCCCCUACAUUGUAUGACGACCGCAUUCCAAUCAUUGAACAAAAAGAUUUGGAUUUUUCUGGAACUUCGGCUGGACGUUGCAAGCCCCCGCAAUAAUGAUAAUAUAUUUAAACCACUGAUAUGAUGUAUAAUGAUUACUUCAAUGAAAUUAACUUAAAUUAAGAUUUUAAUAUCGGAUUAGUGCACUGUUACCGUGACUUAACCUAGUCAUAGAUUUCUAUGAAUUAAAUUUUUACGUUUUCUCUAAUAAGUCCUUAUUGAUACACAGAAACCAUCGUAACAAA
Molecule: messenger RNA, 2348 nt
Organism: Drosophila kikkawai
Lineage: Eukaryota; Metazoa; Arthropoda; Insecta; Diptera; Drosophilidae
Source: RefSeq, a predicted model, not a curated record